Molecule: messenger RNA, 831 nt
Organism: Hydractinia symbiolongicarpus
Lineage: Eukaryota; Metazoa; Cnidaria; Hydrozoa; Anthoathecata; Hydractiniidae
Product: protein SpAN-like
Exons: 5
Coding region: 1-831 (276 amino acids)
Biological process (GO): proteolysis
Molecular function (GO): metalloendopeptidase activity
Source: RefSeq, a predicted model, not a curated record
AUGUGCAAUACAUUAAAAGGAUACAGAAAUGAAGUAGUUUUGCCUUACAUUUUCUUUCCUCGGAGCGGGUGUUGGUCUUACGCUGGAAGAGUUGAGAGUGAAGAUAAAGUUCCUGGUCAACAAAUUCUACAUGCUGACGAGGGUUGCGAACAUGAACAGAGCAGACCAGAUCGCGACAAAUAUGUGACAGUCAUGGAAAGAAACAUCAUGGACGAUCAAGAAGUACAAUUAGAACCAAAGUCUAAAGAAGAUGUUGACAGCAUGGGUUAUGCUUAUGACUUUGAGUCAAUUACACAUUAUGGCAAGUAUUUUUUUUCGAGAAAUGGGAGGAAAACAAUAAAGCCAAAAAGGAAAUAUCGUAAGUUCGCGAAAAAAAUGGGGCAAAGAUCUUAUCUGAGCUUAAUAGACCUUGCACAGAUGAGAGCGAUGUACAAAUGUAACAAGAUUCCAAGUGUGGAAAGCAAAAAAAUGUGUGUUAGCAAGAAAACUAAAGGUCGUGAUUACAGAGGUAAGUUAGACUACACAGAACAUGGAGUUAUGUGCCAAUCUUGGAACCAUCAAUAUCCACACUCCCAUAAUUAUACUUGCAAAAAGAAAAGAGAAGGGCUUGGAAGACACAACUAUUGUCGCAACCCUUUUGGUCAGAAAGAACGGCCAUGGUGUUUUACGACAUUAACUGGUACUGCACCUGUAUGCCAAACAUUUAGUUCCAUACCUCUUAAAGCUUCAGAUAUUAGCAAUUACUCAAAACUACCCCUAAAUACCAGAGAUAGGAUAAUGCCGAUGUUAGGACAAAAGUGUGACGAUCAUUUUCCUGCAAAUGCCCGCUGA